AUCAAUGGGAGGCGGUUUCUUAAGAAACUAGAAGAAAAGGAAGUAGAAAAGUUGGCAUCGCCAACAAAAGAUAACAGAAGGGAGAAAAAAAUAUCAAAGUUGAAAGCAUCUUCUAUCCACAAGAAUCAGAAUCUGAAAGCUGAUGAGAAUGGUUAUUUGGCAAGGGAAUCUGAGACUGAAAGUGCUGAUGCUGAAGAGCCCAGUUUCUGGGUCCCUCCUGUUGGAGAGCGUUGGGACUUUGAUGAUGGAAGAGAUCGUUGGGAAUCUCACCAUUCUGAUCAAGAAACAGAAGCCACUGGUAACGCUGCCUCAGUGAUGAAUGAAGAGAAUGGGUCAGAGUCAAUGGAGCUCUCCAUGUGUUCAAAACGAUUGUCAUUUGCAGUUGGUCCGAAUAGCUUUGCCAGACGGAAGAAGAAGAUGAAGAAGGCCUAG
Dendrobium catenatum is the source of this 432-nucleotide messenger RNA. RefSeq lists its product as uncharacterized. NCBI's taxonomy places the organism in Eukaryota, Viridiplantae, Streptophyta, Magnoliopsida, Asparagales, Orchidaceae. The transcript has a single exon. The annotation marks the transcript as partial. The record is from RefSeq and is a predicted model, not a curated record.